Caenorhabditis elegans is the source of this 3097-nucleotide messenger RNA. It is a transcript of the gene bmk-1, whose product is annotated as Kinesin-like protein. The transcript has 9 exons. The coding region runs from base 106 to 2997 and encodes 963 amino acids. Gene Ontology annotation, cellular component: cytoskeleton. Gene Ontology annotation, molecular function: ATP binding; cytoskeletal motor activity; microtubule binding. Lineage: Eukaryota; Metazoa; Nematoda; Chromadorea; Rhabditida; Rhabditidae. Gene Ontology annotation, biological process: mitotic spindle formation (spindle phase one); microtubule-based movement; microtubule organizing center organization. The record is from RefSeq and is marked reviewed.
AUUGAUUCGGUUUGUUGCUCUUCUUGUCUCAAUCUUGUGCUACUGCCGAAUACCCUGCUAAUUUUUCGUUUUCAGUCAUUCGAUUCACUUGGGUUGUUGUUUAAAAUGUUGGAUUCGACAAUGGCAUCCCGCAAGAAGCACUCCGAGCCCACGUCCAAUUUGCGAGUCGCUGUUCGUAUUCGGCCAAUGAAUGGCACCGAGCGCAGUGAAAAGUGCACCAACGUUGUGAAAGUGGACAAAGGAAAACAAGCUAUCGAGUUGAAGGGAAAGUCAUUUGGCCCAUUUUUCCGGACCUAUGACCCAGACACGACUCAGGAAGAAAUCUACUCGGACCUCGUGUCAUCACAAAUUAAGAAGGUUAUCGCAGGAUUUAAUUGCACAGUUUUUGCCUAUGGACAAACUGGAACCGGAAAAACGUUCACAAUGGAAGGAGGGAGAACAGACGCAAAAAGCUCAACUGAUGACCCUACGACUGGAAUCAUACCUCGUGCCGUUGAGGAUAUUUUCGAGCAGUUGGAAAGAUGCGGCUGUGAGGAGUAUUCGCUUCGAGUCAGUUACAUCGAACUCUACAAUGAAGAACUGUUCGAUCUCUUGGCUUCGACGGAUAAUGAAGAUCGUGAACGCCUUCGCAUUUUUGAUGAUCCAAACAAGAAGGGAGUAAUCGUUUCGGGCGUGGAAGAAGUGCCUGUGCGAAAUCGUUCAGAUGUCUUCAAACUUCUACAGUUGGGUGCUGAGAAAAGACGAACGGCGGCCACUUUGAUGAACAUGCACAGUAGCAGAUCUCACAGUCUCUUCAUGGUCAAUGUCGUCAUUCGGGAGAAUACAACCACUGGCGAGGAACUGGUGAAGCAAGGAAAGCUUAAUCUCGUUGACUUGGCUGGUUCUGAAAAUAUCGGACGAUCAGGAGCACAAGGAAAUCGUGCUAAAGAGGCUGGUUCCAUUAACCAAUCGCUUCUGACGCUGGGAAGAGUAAUUCGUUUACUGACAACCAAUGGCCAGCAUAUUCCAUACAGAGAGUCGAAGUUAACUCGUCUUCUACAGGACAGCCUCGGUGGAUCUACAAUCACUUCUUUGAUUGCUACGCUAUCUCCUUCAAGCUCCAAUUUCGAGGAAAGUCAGAGUACUUUGGAAUAUGCUAUGAGAGCGGCCAAUAUCAAGAAUAAGCCAGUCUGCAACACAAAAUUAUCAAAGAAGACUAUCCUCAAAGAGUAUUCGGACGAAAUUGAGAAGCUGCGAAGAGACUUGAGAGCUGCAAGAGAAAAAAAUGGUGUUAUUAUCAGCCAAGAAUCGCAUGAUGAGUUCCAAAAGAAUUCGGAAAAAGUUCAGGAGCUCGAACAACAUUUGGAUAAUGCUGUGGAUCGUUUGCGAAUUUUCACUGAAGAUCAGAUGCACAUGGAUGAGCAGUAUAGACAGUUGUACGAGAGAAAAGGAGAACUCGAGGAUCGUCUGAGAGAUCGAAUUCGCGAAAUGGCUGUCAAAGAGAAAGAACUCGCAGAUACUAACGAUGUGCUCAACAAGCAUAUCGAAGUUAUCGGUUUGAUGCACACAUCAGCACUGAAGGCAUUCGAUCAACUUACAACAUCUCAAGGAGCAGCUGAUGAAAUGCAGACUGAUCUUCGUGCAUUUUGGCGAAAAGUUGAUGAGAUGGAAAGAGCUGACGACAGGAAUAAAAUCGUCAUUGACCACUUCUCGAAAAAGAUGAGUGAUUUCAUCGACACGACCUCAAAGCUGACGAACUCGCUGAAAGCUGAUGGUGAUCUGUUAUCAAAGAAGUUGUCGGAAAAUAUUUGCCCUCAUGUCAAAUCAAUGGAAUCUGCUCAUCGAGACAUUGAGAGUACGGCAAUGGAUAUGGAGACACAUGCCAUAUGCAUAAUGAAGAAAUCGUCGGAAGCGGAGAAGAAAGUCAUCGACAACAUGACUGCCAUAUCGAUGGAAAAUCGAAUCAGAUUGGAAACAGUCAUGAAGACGUGUGAUGAUUUUUACAAGUCAUACUCGGCCAAAUCUCAAGAAUUCACUCAGAUGGUAGUUGACAAAUUGGAUGAGGUGAAGAAACAAGUAUCCGACUUCACAGAAGAUAUGAAACCAUUGGUAUCUACUCUCCAUCAAACCACAUGUGAUAGCUACGAAGCACGAACGAAUGAAAGUAAGAAGAAUGUGGAGCAUGUGAGAGCUGCCUGUUCUUCGAUGGCUGAUUCCAUGAAGGCAUUGAUGUUGCAAGUUGAGCAGCUGUCGACGAAAGUUGCGGAGAAUCAUGAAAAGCAAGUAAUUGCGGAUCAGAACAACCAAGAAACAAUUCUGGAUACUCUAAACACAGCAGAAACCGUAGUUCAAUCACUCGAAGACAACAUUGUGGAGACUUGCGAUGUGAAACAAGAAAUGGACGACACGAAAAAGACUCUGAAGCAGACUGAUGCAAAACAGGAGAACCACAUUCAAGUUGAAAAGGAACGAGCGGAGGAAAAGGAAAAUGAAGUCAAGGUCGCUCUCAAGUCAUUUUCGGAUGAGGCUGAAGCUACGCGUGGAGAGGCAAGGGAGUUUUCGAACACCUUGAAAAGCAGGUUCUCGGCAACCAGUGAAAAGUGCAAAGUAACUGGCGAGCUGGUUUCGGAUUGCACCAAGAAAGCAACAGACGAAUUGAGUUCGCUCCUCGAUGAAUUCACGAAAUCGACUAUUGUCGUGACAAAGGAGUCGGCCGCCGUUGUCAAUUCUGUUGUUCUGGUUCACGUGGACCCAUCAGUGAAUGUCCCACAAAGAAUUCUUCCAUCGUUCCCACUCGUCUCGGAGUUGAAUCAGCCAGUCGAACCCGAAGUUCUUCUUGGAUUUGGAGAAGGAAAUGACGACUUUGACACCGAUGAACUUGCCACAAAGAAGCGUCGUGUCACAUCCUUCGUCCGCCGAGACAGUCUUCUCGAAACUACGAACAAUUUCCUCAGUCCUUCGUCGAUUAUAAAGAGAAGAGAACAAGCAAUCGAAGAAGAAGAAGAUUUCGAAAACUAACGCACACACCAACUCGUUCCAUGUCAAAUAUUUUCUCAUUUCUUUAAUGUAUUCCGCUAAUUUUUCUCGUGAAAUUCAAUAAAUUUCUUUGUAUUUUAAU